UUCACAGGAAGCUGGCACCAUCUCCCCUUGGGAGUGUCAACUCUGCCUUGAGAGUUAUGAUGAGACACACAGACGGCCACGCUCUCUAUACUGUGGCCAUCCAUUCUGCUCACCCUGCAUCACCAGCUUGAUUGAUAAUGGUCAGCUCACAUGUCCCACCUGUCGUGUCGUUCAUAAAGUUACCAGAAAUACUGAAUUUCCCAUCAACUUUGGCAUGGAGGAUGUUUUUAGAUCAUUAAAGUCUCUGCAGGUUACACCUGUAGUAACAGCUAAACCUGUCCAAGACCCAUCAAGAGCCAUCAGCAAGAACCUACAAGCUCUGAUGCUGGAACAGGAAAAUGAUAUGAAGAGCCGUGAUCCCAUCUGCCAAGAUUUAUUGCAACAGAUGGAUGAGUAUGAUGCUGAGUUGGUAAAAUCCCAGAAAGAUCAUGAACAAAUUCUUACAAGAUUGAAUAGUUUAGUUAAACAGAACAAGCUAGCAUUACAACUCCAGCAGGAGCAAAGGAAUAUUAUACAAACUAUGAGGAAAGAUUUUGAAGAGCAGAGAAAGCAACGAAACACCAUACAGGAGUGCAUGACCUCGGUCAGCACUACUCAGGAAGCUCUCACUGCUGUCGAGGAUCUGCUAAGCUGCUUAACAGGGAUGAAAAACUGGAUUCAAAAGUGUCAGGAGCUGUUUCCUGAUGUUAAAGCUAUUCACACAUCAAUGAAGGUGCGAGAGGUCAGCAGGAUGGCUCUUGACAAUGUGAUCAUGGACGACAGCAGUAUGGAGGCCAUCCCCGUCCACCUGGACACUGUCAUUCACGAAAAGAAAAUCCUCCACCAUCAUGGAAAAAUUCAAGCUGAUUACAUUUUCUGUAAGUUUGCAAACAUUAUGGGAGUAUCAUAUAUCGAAAUAAUCUUUUUAGCAUUCUUAUCUAGACAUCAAACUUACAAAUAACAGUGUUUGAACAUUUUCAGUGUUGGGCCAAGAAUAGAAAAUCCCCAUAAUCUCAACAUGUUUUAGGUUCGUGAGGGUUAAGAAUAUGAAUUACCUAAGCAAUGAUUAUAAGAAACUCUGUGCAGUGGUAACAGAGAAAGAAUAUUUAUACAUAGCGGGUAAAUGUAAGGGAAUUGAUAAUUUGUUUCAGAUGGUUAGAGAUGUGUGAAAUUGAGUUUCAAUAAUGUUGGUUAUGCAACAGAUGGUAUUAGUAUUUAAAUGAGUUUGGAGUCUGAGCUUUUGUGACUCAGUGUCCUAGAGCUUCUGACCCUGUUAGGAGAAAGCAAUAUUUAUGAUUAAGGGUUCUUUACAUUGCUACCCUCCCUGCUCCAGCUGCACUCUGGGAGAGAUUGGUAGGUGCCAGGUGAAAGCACAUAAUUCUGCACCAGUUGUUAACUCUCCUUCCAGGAUAGGAGUAAGAUUCCAUGUGGGUGCUUGUUGUCAGAUCUGUAGACCUCAGGUGUCCUGUUCAUUGCACUACCUGUGUUGGUCAGGUUUCUCUUAUGAUGUCAUAAACUUCAUUAUGCAUCACAUACCAUCCCAAGGAGGCCCCACAGCUGAGGGUAUUGCUGUAUAUGUAUAAAUAAGGUUUAAAAAUGAAGGACUGUUCCUGCAUGGAGGGUCAAUGGGUCAGGGUGAGUGUCUCAGUAGGCUAGAAUAGCUAGUACAGUGGUCCCUCGGUUAACGAGCUCCUCGGUUAACGAG
This is a messenger RNA of Homarus americanus (American lobster), 1684 nucleotides long. RefSeq lists its product as uncharacterized. Lineage: Eukaryota; Metazoa; Arthropoda; Malacostraca; Decapoda; Nephropidae. The transcript has 2 exons. The record is from RefSeq and is a predicted model, not a curated record. The coding region runs from base 215 to 940 and encodes 241 amino acids.